Molecule: messenger RNA, 41993 nt
Organism: Podarcis lilfordi (Lilford's wall lizard)
Lineage: Eukaryota; Metazoa; Chordata; Lepidosauria; Squamata; Lacertidae
Source: the annotation of a GenBank genome assembly
CACAUUAGCAUGCUAUAUCCACUUCUGGUUUUCCCCCAUUUGAAACUUCUUUCAGCUCGACAGGAGGUUGUACAUUUGCCCUGAGGAAAAAGCCUGGGUAUUUCCUUAUGACUCAUAGUACAGCCUAUGUUUUGCGCACUGGUAUAAGGAGGCAGUUUCUAUUUGCUCAGCAUUAAACUAAGAGCAACAGAGCACUUGGAAAAUAUAACUUGUCGUGGUUUGACGUUGUGGAUCUUCAAUUUUGCAACACCUAGUGCCUGUAAGUACCCCUACAAAUGUUCAUGUUCAUUUAGAGUAAAAGUUAGCAGUAUCAUCUAAUUUCAACCUCCUCCUCCUGUUUCACACAUACACUUUUCUUAAGUGGCUUGUUUUGAUUUUGUUCUAAAAAGGCUAACUGUACUAUUUUAAAUUCUGAAAACAAAGCCUACUUGGGUAAGAGUUGUGCAAUAUAAAAGCUCUUUCUUCCACUAAAUCCAGUUUGUGGGUGAAAAUGUGCUGUGAUUUAAAGAGUGACCACCCCUCUCUUCUAAUCAUAUAUUGACAUUUUGCAGUGACCAUUCUCUGCUGUAAGUUCAUAAGUCUCUCUGUAUAUCAUGGCAUUCCUUCACAUUUAUAUUGCCUUGCCUUGAUCUUAAUAUAUUUUUAAUUGUGGUAUGUAGCACUGGUGUAUUAUUAAUUCUGACAACUUUACCAAGACCAAGUGUGUGUCUGCUCAGACCCAAGUGGUAACAUAGAAAAAUGUUAUACUGUCUUUAGCUUUAAAAAAUAUUUGUUUAGAGAUCUUUUAAUUCAGGGAAGUCAUUGAUGCCACAAACAACACGUAGUUAAAUCUUUUGCAAGACUAUUCAGAAAUAAAUCCUAUUAAGUUCACUGAGCUUAGUGUACAUAGGACUGUAGCAAUAACCAUCAUUUGUUCUGUGCCUUCUCUACGAAUGCAGAAUUGCAAGGGCUCAUCACACUAAAAGAGGGGGGGUCUUAAAAAAAUAAAAUGAAAUCACCAAACGUUACCCAUUAGAUUAAUUUGACUGGAAUACAACUGAGGGAUAAUAUAAGUAAAUAGCAGCAAACAUAGGUCAAUAGGAGAAAUAGGACAUUAACUGAGGUAAUGUGAUUAGUCAAUAGUAGAAAUGGGAUAUUAACAAAAAGAGCAAUAUAUUACCAAUCUUUUGAGUCAUUCAGCUUGAUGGCAAGUAAAAUUGAAUGCAUAUUGAUUGAAUCUUAUGGGAAGUAUUCCUGAGACCGAGUUCUUUAGAGAACACCUGAAUCAACUCAAGUUUGUUCCGAAUACAGCAGGAAGUGAGAGGCAGAAUGUGAGUUUGCAUAGAAGUAAGAUCGCCCUCAAACUUGCUUUCCAAAAAGUGAAAUAACUUGACUAAGGCUAAUAAUCAGUCCUCAGAUAAAAUUGUCCCAGAAUGGAUUUGCUGUUUUCAGAAUUGUUUUUUGUCAAACUGGACAGAAGAGGAGAUAGGAGAAGAAGACAGAGCAGUGGAAUGCCAGGUUUAGGCUUAUUGCUCAGCUAUAGUGUUUUCUUCUUCUAAAAAAUAGCUAUCAGUAUGUUUAUCCUAGGAGGCAAAGAGCAGCUUGGGGAAGAGGGAAUUGAAUCAUAGACUUGGGGGUUGUAUUGGCAUAGGAGCACACUCUGCAAUGCCCUCAUGGCUGCCUCCACGCUCAUUUUUCUACAUGGGCAGUUCACAGAGAAUGAGUGUGGAUGGGGUGUGGGUGCAUGUGGAUAGGGUGUGGGGAAAAGAAAGGGGGUAUCUGUGUUAAGUGUAGUGUGUGUGUGUGUGUGUGUGUGUGUGUGUGUGUACUAGUGGUGGAAGUUUGGGUUGAUAGGUGAAGACAGCAAACCAAUUUUAAGCUGUCACCUAACUCCCUGCUGGCAAAAAAAAACACACCCGCAGAAUGUGGCCAAUUCUUGAUCCAGCCUUUGGGCUAAAGAAAGGCCAAACUGUGCAUGUGCAUGCAUCACUGCGGCAUAUUUUAAAGACCUAGCACUCUACCUUUCCUCUAUUUACUUUGCUGCAUAUUUUGUGAUUUUAAAUCUCUGCUGAGGUUCUCUCACCAAAGAGUACUUGCCCAAACCUGGAUCUUGGCAUCCAGGGAAUUCUCCUUUCUCUAUACCUAUUUACUUGUCCUUGCACCAACAAAAACAAAAUUGAUCAAUAAUUGUAUAUUGCAUAUAUUUCUUGCAAUAUCUCACUUUCCUUUCAGGUAGGUUGAUUUGUCCUCAUCUGGAUAUGAAUGAACAACACAUCUUGUUUGGGUAUGGUUGCAAUUUCAGGGUUGCAUUUUAAAUCAAUUAAUUUACAGGCUUGUGUUAGUUCAACUGUGCGUGCAUAGUCUCACAAAGUAGUUGGAUGCAAUGUGUGUAAUCUAUUCCAUCCACAAAAUAAGAGUUUCUGUAGAGUUUCUAUAGUGCAAGUUCAUGUUCCGAUGGGGCUAGCAUCUGGAGCCAACUGACGAUUCCCAGAUAAGAUCCUCCCCCUAUUGUGUGGGCACGGUAGUCCCUCCCCCUACCUGGCCUGAUCACCGUGGCAAUGCCCCCCCAGGAGGGAUUGGGCAACUGGCUGAGGUAGGCAGAGACCUCCAGGUAUCCCAACUGGGGAAGGCAAAGCCAAGCCUGUGCUAAUGGUGCCGCAUAGGGUCCAGGGGGCUGCGUGUGACCACGCAAAGGGUGCCCCCCCCCAUUUAAUGUGGGGAGCAGUCAUUGUAUCUGCCCUACACUGGUUGCUCUCGACACUCUUUUCUUAGCCCCAAUUCCAAGCUGCUUCCCAAGUAAAUGGCUGAACCCAUGAACUCUGGUGAGGGGAACAUAGAAAGUUCAGAGUCCCUUUUUUAUACACUUUUGUGUUGUGGUUACUGCUAAUAUAACCUUUCUCCACUUUUAGGAGCAAAUGGUGAGUACAGUAGUCGCAUGAAAUAAAUGGAUCUCUUCAGGCAUUUGAGGUGAACAUGUGUAGGCUUAAAGAGGAGAGAGACACCACUACCACUACCACUACCACUACCACUACCACUACCACUACCACCACACCAUUUCAUAUGUGACUUAGUGCUGCUUUGGAUACAACCUCAUGCCUCUUGUCCCUCUGAUGUUACUUCAUACUUCAGCCCACACUUGUUUCAUUUCUACCAAACCAAAACAUUCUAAAUCAGAAUCGGUUUUACCAGAGUUUUGGAAAGUAUUUAUUUGUUUAAUUAAAAUUUUCAAAGUUUCAUUGGUGGGAAUCAAAGAAUUGUAGAGUUGCAAGGGACCCCAAAGGCACAACCGCCUGCAAGGCAGGAAUCUCAGCUAAAGCAUCCAUGACAGAUGGCCAUCCAUCCUCUGUUUUAAAACCUCCAAUAAAGGAGAAUCUAUCCCCUUCCAAGGUAAUCUGUUCCACUGUCGAACAUCUCUUACUGUCAGAAAGUUCUUCCUAAUGUUUGGUCAGAAUUUCCUUUCUUGUAACUUGAAUCGAUUGGUUCAAGUCCUACCCUCUGGAGCAGAAGGAAACAAGCUUGCUCCUUCUUUCAUGUGGCAACCCUUCAGAUAUUUGAAGAUGGCUAUCAUAUCGCUCCUCAGAUUUUUCUUCUUCAGGUUAAACAUCCCCAGCUCCCUCUGUUGCUGUUUAGUCGUUUAGUCGUGUCCAACUCUUCGUGACCCCAUGGACCAGAGCACGCCAGGCACUCCUGUCUUCCACUGCCUCCCGCAGUUUGGUCAAACUCAUGUUCGUAGCUUCGAGAACACUGUCCAACCAUCUCGUCCUCUGUCGUUCACUUUUCCUUGUGCCCUCAAUCUUUCCCAACAUCAGGGUCUUUUCCAGGGAGUCUUCUCUUCUCCCUCUAGCACUCCACAUAAGGCUAGGUUUCUAGACCUUUUAUCAUGUUGGUUGCCCUCCUCUGCACACAUUCCAGCUUGUCAAUAUCCUUAAACUGUGAUACUCAGAAGUGGACACAGUACUCCAGGUGGGGUCUGGUCAAGGCAAAAUAGAGCAGGACUAUUACUUCCCUUGAUCUGAAGAAGGUAUUCUUGUAAACAGGUAUUAUUGUAACCCAUCCAUUCAUUUCAAAAACAACUGUUGAUCUAAUUUACGGUCUUUUGUUGCCCUUUUUAUGCUGUGUAAGUUCUUGGAAUGCUAAUUGUAUUUUAUUGUUCGAAACAUUCAAUGGAGCAAGUGGGAAGAAAGGACUGUAGGAAUAAAAUAUUGCUGUUCUUUAUGUUAUAUGUUCAUUGCAUCGUUUUGGGAGAAUUAUAAAUUGAGGGUUUUUUGUAGUUAUUUUCUGGCACACAGUCACCAUCUACAUCUAUGUUAAUAUUUUGUUAACCUAGUUAAUGGGUACUGACAAAUAACAAAUAUUCGUUAACAUCUGAUAAACUGCUGCUUGGUUACAGUUUCUGUUUAUAUACCGCAUAGCAGAAGAACAAAAAAGAAAAUUAAGUACUUCUGUUCCUCAUAAUAUUCUGUUUAUUUAAUCUGAACAGGAACUGCAAGUACUUACUGGAAGGGCAAGGUGUGGUUUAUACAAAGUCCUAGAUUAUAGUGAUGGUGCACUGGGCCAGUAGCUAUUAAACAUGAGUUAAAGUGGUCUUUAACCCUCACUAUUUGUUUGUUUACUAGGUUGAAUUAGCAAUCAAAAUGGAUGCUCCACGAACGAUGUGCAUAGGUAUGAGAUGGAGUCUCAUGAGUUUAUCCAGACAGCAGGCCAUACCCGUUUCCCUGGCAAUUUUCAUGUUUUUCUCAACAUGCACUGUUUCUUUUUUUAAUGGAUACAAUCAGUAUGUGACUCCAACCAAAAUUAGCAUACAAUUUUAUGGCCCUGCCAUGUAUUGUAUGUCCCUGUUCCAAAACAUGGCAGAGUUUGCAUAUUUGGGCAGGGAUAUUCAGGUCUUGAGCCACAUUGGAACUGACACAUUUGCACUUAAAGCCCUGCCCUCUGAUCCAAAGAUAUGGGAUGGACUCCCUUCACUCAGUGUUGUAGAAAAUGCAUUCUGCACAUGCAUUGGAUUGUUGCUGCAUAGUCCUAGGGAUGAGGCUUGGCUGAGUUAGCCUAAGAUCAAGAUGCCCUGUUUCUGAUUCACCAUGAUGCUCCACCGACAAUAUUUCAUUUCUACUGGUGAUAUUUUUCAAGUACUUGAUUUGGGUUUUCCAGCAGCAGCAUCCAUACAGACUGUCCUGCUCCCCGACAUAGUUUUAACCAUUUUAUCUUGGAUUGUGCCUGCCAGUCCAGUAGUAGAUGUGCUAUGAGUUGUAGGAACAAAGGGACCACCUCCCCUUUAAACAUUCAGCGUAUAUUCAGGUAGUUCUUCCAGUCUAUAUUCUGAUUUCAACCAAAUUUCUGAAUUGGAUUUUUGCUCCAGCUGCUGGGAAUUGUUAAAUUGCCGUACACUGCCUUGAUAUUUUAUGUGAGUGGGAGAAACAUAAGCACUUCAAUAAAUAAAUCAAACUGGACCAAUCAUGGUAGGACUGGUCAAAAACAAUUUCAUAUUUUACUUCAAACACAAAUAUCAUUGAUUUUUGUCAUUUUGAAUUGGAUUUCUCUCCCUCCUUGACUAUGGGUCUGUGGCUAAGGGAUACAGAAAUCCACUCUUCAGGGUUCUUUUCCUAUGGAGGUAACAUGGAAUGUUUCUUACUGUUAUCUCUUUAUCAGGAAAUUGUAGUUAUGGAGAUGUCUACAAGCAUGGUUUCUUCAUCAAAUCCCCACCUCCUCAUCUUUUCUCCAAUCAGGUACUGUUGACAUCAUAAUAGCCAUGGUGCUGCUGCUAUAAUAAUGAUGAGCAAAUAGCAAUAAUAAUUGUACUCAUAAUGUGUUACUGUAUUUCUAAUUCCUUGUCUUUUACCUUUCUUCCAACAGAACUCCUGGAAAAGGAGACACUUUAUCCUUUCCAAGUCUGGCAAGAACAAUUAUGUCCUGAGGUAUCUUAAAGGUGCCCAGUUAAAGGGUUACAUUGAAAUCAAUGAGUAAGUAUCUAGCCUUGUCUCAGAAUGACCACUCCCCACAUUAAAUGGGGGCACCCUUUGCGUUGUCACGCGCAGCCCCCUGGACCCUAUGCGGCACCAUUAGCACAGGCUUGGCUUUGCCUUCCCCAGGUGGGAUAUCUAGAUCCCUGGCAGGGGACUGGGAGGGAUAAAUGCCCAGUGACUGAGCCAAGGUCUACCCACAAUUGAAACAUAAUACAGUUGUGGCCAAUUUUAAUCCCAUAGCACGUUGUCUUGAGUCGUUAUUCCACACAGGGGCCGCCCAGGGUUUGGGGGACUCCGCCUGUCCAUGCAAAGCUUCUUUUAACACUCCCUGACUGCCUGAAUUGCUGCUUGCUAGCCCCCUCAAAAAAAGUUCUUCUCCAGGUUCUUCCCAAAUGCAUGGUGGAGCACAAUAUGAAAUUGAACCACCUCACAGGUUAAAAGCACUGCGAGGCAGUGAGCAAGACUUGCCCCCUCGUCAGCCAUGUAUUCAGCUCUGAAAAGGGUCCCACACACUUCCUGAUGUAUGCAUACAGAGGCCUCCAUGCUAGGGGGAAUCCUGAUCAGAACUACUUAUUGCACAACGAAGCUCUGAUGAUAUGCAUAUAGGGACCCUGCAGCUGGGGUGGGGUGGAGUGCCUGGGGGGUGCAUUGGUAGGAGAGUGGCUAAUCCAUGUGGCCCUGCAACCCCUUCACAGUAAUGCGCUUUUAAUGUGUGAGAACCCGUGCAGCUGUUUAGGGUUCUAUGAGUUCUAAAAUGGAACCUCAGCCAGUCAUCUCUCCAGAUGCUCUGAGGUAAUUCUAAUCUGCUUUAUUGUUUUAAGUUUUGUGUGUUUUUAAAGCGUGGUUGUGGUUUCUUCCUUGCUUUUCCUUGUUUUAUCUUUUGUAAACCGCUUUGAGGUUUGUUUGUUUGUUUUAAUUGAAACAAAAACUAUUACAUUUUCAAAAUUCACAAAGAAAGAAUAAAAAGAAUAAUUUGAUCUUCAACGACAUAUUCUAGGAUAAAAAUAGGUGUUACAAAAUACACGGUAAAAGUAUUUAAACAUCUAAGAUAAACAGGACAACAUUGAAAAAGAAAAGGAAAAGAAAAAAACCAAAGCAAAACAACAAAAACUAGGGGGGAGAAACUUUUCUUAAACAAACAUUUUUUAGGAAGUUCAAACCAAUACUUAAAUAUUCUGUGCGCAAAGUCCUUCAUACUGGUUUGAGUCCCUUAUAAUUUUGUUGACUUCUGUCUAUCUCUUCGCGGUUUCAACUCAACUAUUACAGUUAAAUAAUCUGUGCUUUAUUGUUUAUCCAAAAUUCUUUUCCUUUUCUGUGUAAUUAAUCAAAACAGGUUCAUUCCUGCUUUGAGGUUUUUGACAAUUCAGCGUUAUAUAAAUUUUGAGGAACGAAUGAAUGAAUGAAUGAAUGAAUAAUCUGGCUGCCGCAUUUUGGACAAAUUGAAGUUUCUAAGGUGUCUUCAAAGACAGCCCCAUAUAAAGUACAUUGCAAUAAUCCAGUCUGGCAGUUACCAGAGCAUGGAGUACAGUGGCCAAGUCUUCUCUGUCCAAAUGGGGCCAUUGCUGGAGACAGGAUUAAUAUGGUUUUAAAUAUAUGUAUCAUUAUAUCACAUUUGUCUACCCAUUUAAAACCUCAUGUGAUUCUGUUUUAUAUAACUAGUUAAAAUAACCAAGCUUUGUGAGUGUGCUAUAUCGGAAAAGGAAUGUACCAGAAUGCAUUAGGCUGCCAUGUGGCGUAAUUUAAACAAGGUGGAAUAUAUAGUUCUCUCCCUCCUCAUUUAAUCCCCACAACAACCCUGUGAGGUAGGUUGAGCUGAGAGAUAGUAACUGGCCCAAGAUCACCCAGUGAGUUUCAUGGCUGAGCAGGUGUUUGAACCCUGGUCUCUCAGCUCCUAGUCCAACACUCCAAUCACUAUACCACAUUAUAUUACACAUUACAUGCUUUUUAUGACAUGCACAAGAUGGCAGUUUAUUUCAUCUAUUAUAACUUACAUGAUUGUAAAAACCUGUAUUGAAAGGAUCUCAAGAAUCAACCACGGUUCAUAAUGGUGCUACAAUAUAUAGACAUAUUUAAGUUGAGUUAUGUUUCAUGUCUCUGAGGUUUUUUUGUAUCUAUGGAUUGGGGUAAGAAUUUGGGACAGACAAGUUCUUAUUUUGCACUUGCUUUUCCCAUUCUGGAUUAUGUAAGACCAAAACACUUGUUUAGAAAUGACAUGCAGUAAAAACAGUCUCAUCACGCACAAGAACAUAUUUUACAAUGCUAGAUCAUUGCCUAUGACAUCUUUUAACACGAUGAGCCACACAGACUGUGUACAUCUUUCAUAUAUUUACCUAACAGGACUUCAGAAAUAGAGAUUGGCAUAGGUGACCCUGAGAAAAUGACGGUUGUGAAGAAGAUGUUUAAAUGCAAGCCUGCAGAAGUGAUGACCAUCAGAACAGAAAAUAGGGUUUUCUAUCUUAUUGGAUCAGACAGGUAUGUUCACCAUUCUUUACAGAUAUGUAUGUAUAGCUUUCAUACCUGCUAGUAUGAAGGCAAUGAAUUAAAAAAUUUUAAAAUACCGGUACAGGAUCCUCAAAUUGGUCAGAGCACAUCCUCAAAGAAAUUAUCACACAAGCCAUUAUAUAUAUUACACAAAAAAAGGAUUCCCCUUACAACGUUUACAAAGCUCAUGAAAUACAUUUGAACAGCAAGAUGAGUGGAGGUGAAGGAAAUUUAAGGAGCCACCAUAGCUUAAUAAAUCAAGAAUGGUUUCCCUACUGUGAUUCCUUUCUUGCCCAGUUAAGCCACUUAUUAUAGUGUGUUUCCCUUCUGAAAAACCCUUGCUUUAGAGGCUGUUCCGGAAGUAGAAGAAGAGCUGUGCUACAAGGUAAAUUAUGAGGGAAUCUUUAUUUGAGAAGAAUCAGCCACAGAAUAAUCUCUUUUGGCAUUACACAUGCGGCAGGGAUUUUCCCAGAGUCAGCAUACCUAGAACUUAUGAGAGAAAUCAGUGCUGCUUGGAAAGAGAUAAUGCAAAUCCUGUUAGGUACCUUUUUACCUUAUACUCUCCUCCCCUUAUUCUGCACAUUCAAUACCCAGCAGAGACUUUGGCACUGAAACAAAACCAGUCUGACCUCAAAGAAAACAAAUACCCUUUGUUUGUUUUCGGUAACUUAGAAUGGAGUGCCAGUUUCCUUAAAGGCUACUUUGAAAGAUUCUAACCACUCCUGCAAGGCAGUGGGUACAGAAUUUUCCUCAGGGUUUACUCCUGAAGGCCUUCCCACGAAUGAGUUUAGCUGCAAGGCAGCAGAGGUUUAGGAUCAGAGUUUUCCUUCUCCUAGAUGGGCUACCUUCCCAGGUUGAUGAGCCCCAUCUUCCCCUCAUUUCCCUCUAUAGCCUACAGCCACACAUUAACAGCAACUAAUGGAAAAUGUGGUGGUUGAUAGAAACAUUGUUUUUUAUAUAGAUAUCACAGUCACCAUUAGACAGGGGAAUCUCAUCCUCACAAUAAAGGUGGGGCAGAACCUGUGGGGUCCCCAGUGGGUGUAUUGAAAUGCCACCCUGCAAGAGACUGGUCUGGCUAUCUCUGCACUUGCCUUCCAGCAUGCCUUCUAUAUGAGCUUGGAACCCAAGUCAACAACAUCAUCCUGACAGUGUAGGAAGCUGCAGCCUUAGUGUGAAAUGCCAAGGUUGCUAAGCAAACCAUAAUUGUCUUGGUUAGAAGAUCUAAUCCUUUUCAAUGUGUGCAGUCACCCUGCUCCCAUUCACAUAGUAUGCUCAGGCCAAUGCAUGGAUAUGCCUUUAUGUCUGGGUUAAAACACUGAUUAAAAUGCUUUUGUUCAGCUAAAAGGAUGCCCAAAUAAAGCAGAUAAUGGAUUUUUUUUUUACUGUUCUUUAUCAAAGUAGUGCAUAUAAAAGCUGCAGAUGUACAUUACAUGCAGGUCCCACUAUCUAAACAGAAUGCAUUUGCAGGAAUUUGUUUCAUAAGCAUAACAAGUUGACCAUUUCCAAUGAUCUCUUUGGGGAAAUGUGUUCCUGACCACAGAAUAUGACAAAAUGUCAAAAAUACCUGGGAAAGCCCUCUGAAACCUUGCAAAGGCAAAUAAGGAAAGAAAAAAUUGCUCUUAUUUGUCUGAUCUCUCCCCCUUCCUCCUCACUUCCUCCCACCAUGGUUUCUGGUGAAAUGGCUGCCGUGGACCAGCAAAACACAAAAAGUAAGGCUUCUUUAAGGCUGCUUAUUUGUUUUCAGUACUACACUCAGGUCCAGCUCUAUGGAUCUGUGGUGUGUAUAAUUUGCAUACUAAUUCCUCAUUUUUGGAUAAGUGAUUUUUUUUUAUAACAAGUGUUUGGAUAGUGGGACCUGUGUAUAUUUAAAAUAAACUAGGGUUUUGCUUCAGUGCUAUUGCUUUGACUCCUAAAUUUAUGCAGAUUUGAUAAAUUAAUUUACUUAGUUUGCAGUCCUAACCAUGCCUAAUCAGAAGUAUGUCCCAUUUGGGUGACUAUAGAGAAUGAGAGUUGAGAUUCUUUUAAGAUUUGAAAUCUUCUACAGCCAUGGAAUAAAGGCAUCCCUGGUUAUAUGGUGAAGGAUUACCGGUGAGAAUCUUGAAAUAAUGGGUGAUUAACUUUGGCCUUCCAUAUCUUGCCAAACCACAACCCCCACCACUUCUGACUAUUGGCCAACUACUGGAGUCCAAGAAUGCUUUAGAUGUUUUCUGGAUAUACCCAGGGUAGUAUUCAACUCUGAGUAAAACUUACUUGAAUAUCACCCAGCAAUACAGUGGUACCUCGGGUUACAUACGCUUCAGGUUACAGACGCUUCAAGUUACAGACUCCGCUAACCCAGAAAUAGUGCUUCAGGUUAAGAACUUUGCUUCAAGAUGAGAACAGAAAUCGUGCUCUAGUGGCGCGGCGACAGCAGGAGGCCCCAUUAUCUAAAGUGGUGCUUCAGGUUAAGAAGAGUUUCAGGUUAAGAACGGACCUCCGGAGCGAAUUAAGUACUUAACCCGAGGUACCACUGUAUUGCUCAUGCCAGGGAUUAUGGAACCUUAAGCCCAAGGCUCAAAUAUGGCCCUUGAGGCCUCCGUAUCUUUCUCCCAGAAGUCUCCCCAAGCCAUGCUCCUUCACUAGCCCUGCUUCAUACCUUCCUCAUCCUAGUUUUUCCUGUCCUUGAACUGUCUUGCCUGCCUGGCUGAAGAGAUGUAGAGCGUAGGGUGUAAAGACCUCUGACUUUUGCAUAGGUGGGAUGUAGCCUACUUGACAAAGUUAAAAGUCUGAUUUGUUGCCACUUUUGCCUCUGGUCACAACCAUCACAGGCCUGUGACUCCCAUCCUCAAUGUUUUCCUAUGAGGCAAUGCAGCCCUUGGGCUGAAAAAGUUUCUCUGCCCCUUGGCAUAUAGGGAGGAGGCCCUUGAGCACCUUGAAGAUGCUGCUCAAAGAUUUGGUUCUUCUUAAAAGUAAAAAAAAACUUUGCAAAUUUUUCAGAGGAAUACAAUCUCAUUCCUAAUAUUUUGUUUCUCUAUCUGUCUCCUUAAAAUGUAAUUUCACUCUCUAGCAAGGACGUUGAGGACUGGGCCACCUUCCUGUUUUCAACCAGCAGAGAAACAAAGGUCAGUGGUUGCAAUGCUGUCUUAAUUAUCGAACAUCAGCGAUUGACAUUUUUAAAAUAAUAAUAAUAAUAACAACUGUCUUCAUCAUUUGUUCUACUAGUGCUCAGUUUUCUUUUCUAAACUGUAACUUACAACUGGAGUAUGUCAGUUUCAGUUCUCUCAAGUUUCUAAUUUUUCCAGUCUUAAAUUCAGUUCUCCAUGUUUUGUAGCAAUUGGCACAUUUUUAAAAAUCCUCAUGGAAAUUUACCAGCAUUUUAGUGUAAAUUUCUCCCAAUAAGCACAUUUUAUAUGCAGUUUUGAGAAAUGUACACAUUUGCAAUUUUUUAACCAAUUUCCCCUAAUACAAUGCAUAUUCAUUUGUUAUUUUCACCAAUAUAUUGAUUUUUUUCUUGCAUACUUUCCUCUAGUAUAUGCAUUUUUGUAAGCCUUCUUUGGUUGGAGAACUAAAUAGCAAUAUUCAUGUACCGUAUUUUUCGCUCUAUAAGACGCACCAGACCAUAAGACGCACCUAGUUUUUGGAGAAGGAAAACAAGAAAAAAAAUAUUCUGAAUCCCAGAAGCCAGAACAGCAAGAGGGAUCGCUGCGCAGCGAAAGCAGCAAUCCCUCUUGCUGUUCUGGCUUCUGGGAUAGCUGCGCAGCCUGCACUCGCUCCAUAAGACGCACACACAUUUCCCCUUACUUUUUAGGAGGGAAAAAGUGAGUCUUAUAGAGCAAAAAAUACAGUAAAAGUCAAUUUCAAAAAAUAGUUACACUUUGCUUUCAUAAUGUUUUGUAAAGGUUUUAACUAUGUGAAAUUACUCUGUUGCUUCAUUUCUUGACCCAGAAACCAGAAAUGAGAGGUCGGUCAAAAUCUUCACCAGCUUGUCUUGAUGAAGUAGCUGCUGACAUCAUCAAGAAGGAACCAUGUCCUGACAAUGAAUAUGAGGUGGUUGUUAUAUACUGUCUUUUUCAUUUUAAGGGUGCCUCCAGGCUGUCAGUAUUUCAUGGGAAGGAUUUCAAGGGCAUGCAAGGAAACUUAGGUUUGCGCAAUUAAAGUGCUCUGUUCCCCUGGUGCCACAAAUCCAUCUAAAAAAGAAACAGUUUUUUUGGCAGUAAUUGGAAAAUGCAUUGAAAACUGAGGGAUGAAUGAAUGGGAACACGUGUAAACACCAUUCAAAUAAGUCAGGAUGAAUCCAGGAUAGGUACUCAUUGUCAUAUAACUUCUGCACAAACAAAUCAGAAUAAAGACUAGGUAUAGCCUAUGUAAUUAUUGGGUAAGUUUUGUGAAAGAAAAUCAGGAUGAAUGUGCAAUAAAUAGCAUUUCUGGACAAGUGCUAAAAAUAAAAUAAAAAUACUAUUCCUUUUCUUUUCCACACCCAUAACAAUUUUAAAGUAGAACCACAACUCAAGUACCUGAUUUUGCUUAAAUGUGUUCUAUCAGCAGAAAGAACAGGGCUAAUUUCUAGUUUUAAUGAAUCACCCUGAAAUAAAGCUAUGCUUUCUUUUUUUCUGUUUUGAUUCGUUGAGCUGCAGGAUAUAGGAACAUCCAUCUCCAAGAAGAGGCCCUCUUCAGAGCCUGUUACUCAAGAAUCCUCCCAAGAAGCCCCUGUUUAUGAGUCACUGACAGUACUGCAGCUAGUGAGUGAUGAAAGUGGGACUGGAAGAACAGUAUGGAUAAUUUGAAGCAACUACUGCAUCACUUCCAUGCAUUGUGUAGUGCAGAAAGUUGCAUGAAGCAUUGCUCAGUUAUUUUCAAAAAUAAAAUAAAAUAAGGGUUUGCUAGUGAUUAAAGGUAAAGGUAAAGGUACCCCUGACCGUUAGGUCCAGUCGCAGACGACUCUGGGAUUGCGCGCUCAUCUCGCUCUAUAGGCCAAGGGAGCCGGCGUACAGCUUCCAGGUCAUGUGGUCAGCAUGACUAAGCCACUUCUGGCAAACCAGAGUAGCGCACGGAAACGCCGUUUACCUUCCCGCCGGAGCAGUACCUAUUUAUCUACUUGCACUCUGAUGUGCUUUCGAACUGCUAGGUGGGCAGGAGCUGGGACCGAGCAACGGGAGCUUACCCCAUCACAGGGAUUUGAACCGCCGACCUUCCAAUCGGCAAGCCCUAGGCUCUGUGGUUUAGACCACAGUGCCACCCGCGUCCCUGCUAGUGAUUAUUUGCUACUAAUUAUUUCUUCAUUUUCUGAUCCUUCCUUUUCACACCCACUUGCCUCUCCUUAUCCCUGGCUUCCACACAGUUGCCCAUAAUGCUUCCAUUGCAGAAACGUGCUUAGAAACUUAUAUCCAUGGGCACGAUAAUAUGAUUAUAAUUAUAAUUAUUAUAUUUAUUUAUAGGCCAUGUUUUUCCCAGGCCAGGACUCAAGGUGGCUUGCACAAAUUAAAAAAAAAACCACGGAUAAAAAACAGAAAGCCAAAAACAUACAAAAUAUAAUAGUUUAAAAGUAAUUAAAUUAUAAUAGAAUUGAAACAAUUUAGAAACAAAUCUAUCAUAGGUCAGUGGGUUUGAGUACAUUCAUACCAGCAUUCCCCAUGUUGUUAUGGCACAUCUCUACCUGAUUACAUUCCUCAUAAGUGUUUCACUUCUGAUUUUCUUGUGGGGCAGCAGGUCUUACUCAUUGCUGCUUUCAUUUGCCAAAAAGAGCAAGUGUUUGCAUAUUAUCCAUUUUGACCUUUCUCAAAGCAUGAUGAGCAAAGAAUAAUGACACUGUAAAUAUGUCUGUACUUUUAUUUCAGCGACACCUGACAAAUCAUCAAGAGUCAGAGGAAAAAUCCGAAAUGGAGGAAUACUAUGCUUGUCCAACAAAUAUUCUAGCUACGGUAAUGUUGAUAUCAUUAUUUGCUCUGUUCUAAAUAAUGAAUUAAUGCUUACAUCUUUUUUUAAUGUGCAGAAUCCUUUAUCUUGUGUGCAGAUUUGUUCCAUGCCAGUUUAGUCUCAUAGCACUGUAUAAAGCUUGCGUCAUACUGAGUCAGAACAUUAGUCCACAGAGCCCAGUAUUCUAAAUUCCGACUAACAGCAACUUCCAAGCGUCUUAUGCAAAGGUCUUUCCCAGCCCUUGCAUCUGAAACAGUUUGUUACUAGAGCUGGAGCUGCUGGGUAUUAAUCAUCAUUAUCAUUAUAUGAUGAUGUAUACCCCCGUGCAUCUGUCUAGGUUUCCUGGUUUACAGGAAUUUACAUUUCAGAGUGUUUGAAUUAGAGGACCCUUAGGUCCCUGCCAACUCCACAAUUCUGUGAUUCUACACCUGGGAACUUUGGUAUGUAAAAUGUGCUUUACAGCAGUGGCUCUCACCUGCGGUAGAGAUUUACCCAAAGCUUCCAGAUGUUUCAUGACUGGUUAGGGUCUUCUGCCUCUAAAUCAACCCUCUUCCCACUCUAAGAUUUGCAGUUGUUCUAGUACUCAGAAUUUCUUCAGAAAUUAAAUGGUUGCAGUUUGCUGAAACCAAGUCUUUCAUGAAGCAGUAAGAGUUACUUAUUUUGCUGUAGUGACAUAUCAGUUUUAUCCAGACAGACUGGACCAAAUGUAUUAGUGGGUUCAAUAACAGUACUGAGAGCACCGCUUUUAACAAAGUUGAGUUUUUAUUUCCUUUGGAUACGUUAAUAUACUUUGCAUAUGCUUUUUACUUUCAUAGCUGAAUGAUAUGCAGGAUAAAUUCAGCACCACAGAAGAGACUACUAACCCAGAUAAGGAAAAGGUUGGUGAACCUGAAGAAUACAUGCCCAUGGGAUGCAUGUGAGUAUUCAAGCAUGGUGCAUUUUGCUCCUAAAUUUAUCUGAAGCAAUAGUUCGUGGAUUUCUUUUGCAAAGCUUUUGCUAGAUCAGGAUUCCAAAUCCCAUCAACUCCAGCCAGCAUGGCCAUUGGUCUGGAGUGAUUGGAGUUGUAGUGCAGAAACACAUGGAGGGGAACAGGUUCCCCAUCUCUGUGCUAGACCAUCAUUGGUUCAUCUUUAUUGCACCUGGGGGAGAACAUUUUAGUCUACUGUGGCACUCUGUUUCUUUCUCACAACAAAGUGAUGUCUACCUUUAGGUGUUAAAUUACCAUAGCCAGAAAGAUAGUAUUAUUACCAGUAACUGCUGGUGCAAAUUGAUCACUCUUGUAAUCUUGAAUAGAUUCCUUCCUUCCUUCCUCUCCUCAGAAGGAGCUGAUCCUGUAGAAGCUACUUUGUCUUAACCAGUCUGUGCCAAUUUCCAAGCCCAUCAGCCCUGGCAAGGCAGUAACGUACAUGCCAACAGCAAUCACAUAAUUCCCCCUGAAUCGGCUUUUGGCAUGUUACUGUAGCUGCUCAAAGAUUGCCAGGACUUCUGGUGCCUCGAAGCCCUGGAAAAGGCCAUAGUACAGAAGCUGGAUAAACACAAAAUAUAUUAAAAUCCUCCAAGACAUUGGCUGGGUACACUCACGGCUCAUUGCCAGUAAGUAAACCACCACACAGAUUUUUUUUUUUAGUUGAACCAGUAGCCUGAAUUCAUUGUAUGUAUUCUGUUGCCAUUCAAAUUCAGCGAGGAUUCAAAUAAUUGUUAAGGUUUUAUUCUAGGGGUUUUUUUUGUGGGGAGGUAACACUAUAGUUCAGCUUUCAGUUUCAUGUUUGGUUUAGCACCCGAACUGCUAGACAGUCAUUGUACCAUUUUUCAUGGAUCAUUCCUAGGAUCCUCUAAGAAACCCAACUCAUGUAGACUCAAAAGCAUGCUAUAGAGCUGUUUUAAAGUCCAUUUCAGUGAUUUGGGGUUGUCGUGGCAAGUACUGUCCUGGCUGAAGGCUGUGGACUAGUGUAACCUGAGUCCGCUUGUUCCAUCUAGAUUAGAAACCCUCAAACAAUAACUAUGUCCCAGAAAUUGGAACAAGCUGGACGUUCCUGUGGAUUGUAAGCCUUUUCUGGGCAGUGGCUGAGGUCAGAUUUCCCUUCCUCACAAGCAAGUCAGACUCACAGGAACUCCGUGCAGACUGCAUACCAUCACUAUGCUGGUGGUGUAGUACUGGGUUCAUGCCUGCUGGCUCUGUCCUGAUCUCCACACCUUGGUAGCAUCACAUGCACAGUGCCUGCACUUGUAAAAGCUGUUACUCCCCAUGUCCAAUCUUUACCGUGUGUUUUUUUUUGCAAAAUACAGGUCUCAUGACAAAGGUCUGUUUCAAUCAUUGGGACUUCAAUGGGGCUGAAUAGAGUGGCAGAGAAACAUCCAAAGCCCUCCCACUUGUGCUAGCCAUGAAAGAGAGGCGGCUGUGAAACUGCAGUUUUUCCCUGCACCGGCUUCAGGAUGGUGCAGCAGAGAGGCCCAAAUCAAGUCCAGCAUCAGUAGCUGGAGUGGCUUAGGAUCCAGCAGAUACUUGGUGGACCCUUCUCCACACCAUCCUUGUCACCCCCACACACCAAAACUCUCAGUUUGGGGGCUUUCCAUUAGCUAAAACUGGCAGAGAUACCUCCAACCGUAGGUCUGUUCAUCCAGUUAUAGCAGGGACCUCUGUGGUGGUGGAGGUCCCCUGUUGGCAGAUUGCAGUGGAGCCAGGCCACCAUCACCACAUCCUAACCCCCUCUAGAAUGGCAGGUUAGGGUUUCUCUGCCCAUCUGGAUCAAACCCAAAGGCUGGGCAUGUACAAUUUGCAUGUGUGUUGAUUUUCUGCACAAAAACUGGCCAAAGUUUGGGGGUCUGUCAGGGCUGAUCUGGCACUACAAUUGUGCUUCACUUCCCACUACCCCUCCAUUCAUACACUGAUUGUGCAGCUUCAGUCUGCUGCCCAGGUGUGAUGGGAUGAUGAGCUGCUUGUGCGUAAAAUGAUAUCCCCUCAGAGUUUGUUCAAGUCCACAAACCUCUGUCUGUGACAGAGCCCCUCAGACAUGGCUACUCUAGUCACUAGCAGAUUCCGACAGUGGUUGCUUUCGUAAUCGCUUCCAACAUAAAAGCUCCUUAACGGAAACACGUCUUCUGGAAUCUCUGCGUGACAGUUUCCGGCGAGGAGUGGGUGUUCUUACAGGAGGUCCUGAAACCUCCCCACUGUUUUCGCUGGAAGUGUCUCUGAGCCAUCCCUCCAGCUCAGCUCCUCUCCCCUGCUGGUUCCCUCUUCAGCUGCUGCGUCUCUCCCAACCUGUGUGAGCCCUUUCACCUCCCUGUUGGUUCCCUCUUCAGCUGCUGCGUCUCUCCCAACCUGUGUGAGCCCUUUCACCUCCCUUCCGUCCGAUGGCAGUUCCCUGACAUCCACCUCCCUCCAGGGCCCCCUUCACCCCCUCUCGCCCUCCUCUACGGGCGGUGAGGAGGCAAAACCCCGGAAUGAACUUCCUUCAUCUUCCGAUGUCUCGAACACUUCUCUCAACCUGUUGCGGUUCCUGGUCUCGAAGUACACCUCCUCCUCAGAGUCCAUCUCCCCUUCCCCUUCCGAGUCCGGGAAUCCUUCCAACUCCUCCCCUUCAUCAGUGGUCCCAAAGUAUUCCCUCCGGAACCUCUCCACAGGCUGAGGUUUCCUUGGGAACCUUUGAUGGAACGUUUCUAUCAAUACCUCGUCAUUGAUAUCUUCAGCCAUUACCCAAGUGUUUUCUGACUCCGGUUCUCCUUCCCACGCUACCAAAUACUCCACCUGAUCCCCCUUCCACCUGGCGUCGAGGAUUUCUGCCACAUGGCUGCUGCAUUCUCUUUCUUCUACGACCGGUCCCCGAGUGGCCAGCCCUUCUCGGCCCCCUUCGUACGGUGACAGUAACGACCUGUGAAAUACUGGGUGCAGUUUCAUGUGGUUGGGUAACCGGAGCCUGAAAGCCACUGGGUUGACCUGUUGAAUGACCUCAAAGGGACCCAACCUCCUGGGUCUUAAUUUCUUACAACCUCCUUUGAACGGCAACCCUUGGGUUGACAGCCACACCCUAUCUCCCACCCUUAUGGUUUCACCUUCCCUUCGGUUCUUGUCUGCCUGCCUCUUGUAUUCUUCCUUCGCCCUUUCUAAGUUGAGUUGGAGCUGACGAUGGAUUGCUUCCAUUUCUUCCACAAAAUGCUCGGCUGCCGGGACGCUCCAUCUCUCCCCUCUCCCCUGGGAAAGCCCUGGGAUGACACCCAUAAUUAGCCAAGAAGGGGCUCAUCCCUGUGGACACAUUCUCGGCAUUGUUGUAGGCAAAUUCCGCCAGCGCCAACUUUUCUACCCAGUCAUUCUCUCUGUCAUUGACAUAACACCUCAGGUAUUGCUGGAGGACACCGUUUGCUCUUUCCGCCUGCCCGUUGGUUUCAGGGUGCCGGGCAGUCGAAAAAUUGACCUCCACCUGCAGUAAGCUCAUGAGCUUCCUCCAGAACCUGGAAGUAAAUUGUUUUCCUCGGUCUGAGACCACCCUCAAUGGCACCCCGUGCAACCUAAAAAUGUUUUCUACAAAUAACUUCGCUGUCUCUUCCGCCGUGACUGCAUGCGAGCAAGCUACAAAGUGGCACAUCUUUGUUAGUAGGUCUACCACCACCAUGAUGGCUGUUUUCCUUUGGACUUCGGCAGAUCAGUCAUAAAAUCUAUCGACACGGCCGCCCAAGGUCGCUCUGGGGUUGGUAAGGGUUCUAACAGCCCCGCCGGCGCCCGCCUUUCCCUUUGGCUCGCUGGCAUUGCUCGCACCCUCUUACAUACUCACGUACAUCUUCCCUCACCUUAGGCCACCAAAAUUCCCUGGUGACCAACCACAUGGUUUUGUGUUGUCCAAAAUGCCCCGCCGUAGGGCUGUCGUGCAACUGCUUGAGUACCCUCCCCUUAACUCUCCUUCAGGGAUAUACAGUGCCCCUUUGUAAUACAAAGCUCCAUUUCUUUCCUCGAAACCCCUGGUUCCUCUCCAUCACCCCUAAGACCUCUGAGCUUAUUCUGGGCGUAUUCAUCAUUCUCUGUUUCCUCUACCAGUUCUCUUUGUCCCACCAAUGCCGCCCCACACACCCAGCGGUCUUCUGGAAUGACAUGUCUCUCUUCGGGUGCCCCCUCCUCCAAAUAUUCAGGUUUGCGUGAGAGAGCGUCCGCCCUAAUGUUCUCUGGGCCUGGCACGUAACUAAUCUCAAAGUUAAAUUUGGAGAACUCCUGGGCCCAUCUCACUUGCCGUUGGCUGAGCACUCGUGCCGUCCUCCAAUACUCUAGGUUCUUGUGGUCAGUGCACACUUGCACCUUAUGUUGUGCGCCAAUUAGCAGGUGCCUCCAUCUCCGGAACGCCUCAUGAAUGGCUAGUAGUUCUCGGUCAUACACCGUGUAGUUCCUCUCGGAUUUGUUCAGCUUUCGCGAAAAAAGGCACACGGUCUCCACUCUGACCCCUUCUUGCCUGGCUGCAGAAGCACCGCCCCACCGCUCUGUCUGAUGCGUCAGUUUCCACUCUCAUCGGUUUUUGUAAAUCCACAUGCAGGAGUUGUUGUUCCGAGGCGAAGGCCCUUUUAGUUCCUCAAAUGCUCGCUCCGCCUCCUCAGUCCACACGAACUUCUUCUUACUGCUGAGACAGUCCGUAAUGGGCGCCGUCAGGUGGGCAAAGUUUCGGAUGAACUUACGAUAGAAGUUCCCAAAUCCUAGGAACCUCUGCACAUCCUUCUUUGUUUUGGGUGUUUUCCAUUCCAGCACCGCCUGGACCUUGCCGGGAUCCAUGGCCAAUCCCUUGUCUGACAGGCGAUACCCCAGGAAUUCCACCUCCUUGGUAUGAAACUGACACUUCUCCAGUUUCACCCACAGCAGGCUGGCUUGCAGCCUGCUCAACACUUCUCUGACGUCUCUCACAUGCUGCUCCUCAUUCUCAGAAUACACCAACACGUCGUCUAAAAAGGCCACACAAUUCUUGUAAAGCAAAGGCCCCAGGACGUGGUUCAUAAACGAUUGAAAUGUUGCGGAGCCUGCUUGUAGGCCGAAGGGCAUAACCAAAUAUUCAAAUGCCCCUAAAGGGGUGAACAUAGUGGUUUUCCAUUCAUCCCCCUUCCUUAUUCGUACCAGGUUGUACGCCCCCCUUAGGUCCAGCUUUGUGAAAAUCUUUCCCUUCCGCACCCUUGUCAAAAUGUCGUCAAUCCUGGGCAUAGGGAAGGCUACUGGUUCUGACACUGCAUUUAAGGCCCUGAAGUCACACACCAGCCUCGGCUUGUUCGUGUUUUUCUUAUCCACAAAAACACUGGGCUGCCCCCACCGCCCUGGACUCUCUGAUGAACCCUCUCUUCAGGUUCUUGUCAAUGAACUCUCUUAACUCCUGCAUCUCUCUGUCUGACAUGGCGUACAGCUUGCCUACAGGGAGCUGUGCUCCAGGGAGUAAGUUGAUUUGACAGUCAAAGGGUCUAUGCGGGGUAGUUGGUCAGCUUCCCUUUCGCUGAAGACGUCACGGAGAUCUGCAUAUUGUCGUGGUACCUUCACGUUCUCUGUUACUUCAGUCCCUGCUAGGGUGGCUUGGACCCCUGCCAAACCCUUUCCCUCUUUGCAGUGUUCUAAGCAAUGUGCUGAACCAAAAGAAACCACUCUCUGAUGCCAGCCCACCAGCGGAUCAUGUAACGCUAGCCAGCUCAUCCCCAAUAUAAUGGGAGCUCCUCCCAAGGUGGCCACAUUAAAAGCUAUCAGUUCGGUGUGCCUUGCUACCUUCAUUAUCAUUGGGACGGUCUGCAAGCUGACUUCUCCACCCAACAGCUCCCUGCCAUCGAUCGUGGUCACCUGCAGGGGGCUGCUUAAAGGGAUUGUCUGUAUCUGGUGUUCAGCUGCAAACUCUUUGCUCAUGAAAUUGCAGGAGCUGCCUGAGUCCAACAGCGCCUUUAUCUUUAGAGGGUGUCCGUUUGGCAGCUCUAGCGUCACUUCUAUCACUAGGGCGGGUUUAGGAGGUUCUGGCGUGGGCACCUCACUGCUCUUUGGCCUGGCUGCUGUGCCCUGACAGUGGCAGCCAGGCGUUGGCUUUUACUUGCUCCGGUAUAUUUUCCUCUCUUCCAUCCACAGCUCCUACCAUCCCUUGCCAUUCUUUCCUCUGGGGGCAGACUCUGGCAAAGUGACCUGGCUGUUGGCAGAGAUAGCAUUUCCGGGCGCCUUUUCCCUCCUUCUUUGCCCCUCACUGGGCUUUGAAACCAGCGCGCGCGCGCUGUUCCGAUUUCCAUCGGCUCUGCCGGUGGGAAAGUUGGCUCUGGAAUGUCUGGAAUGCGGAACUCCUUCCAACGCUCCCCUUCCCUUCCCGCCUCUCCAAUGCCCUCGCCUCCUGGCGCGCCCCUAUGGCCAGCGCUGAUUUGGUCAGCUGGUCCAUAGACUCCGCCCUGGGCGCCCGGGAAAGUUCGUCUUUCACAGCCGAAGAAAGCCCUUCUUCAAAGAGCAUUUGAAUGGGUUCCGCCGAUAAGUCCCACCCCAAUCUGUGAACAAGCAUGGUGAACUCAGUCCAGUACUCACGGACAGAUCGGCUCCCUGUUUGCAACCCAUUAACUGUCUGCGCACCACUCCCUUUUCAAUAUCGCUGGAAAACAUCAGAUCCAUGGCGCGAAAGAACUUCAUCGUGUCCUUUAAGACGUCACUAUUCGCUGCCAUCAGGGGUCUAACCCAGUCUCUCGCCCCUUUUUUCAAGAUGCUCAAUCACGAAAGCCACUCGUGAUUCCUCGUCAGGGAAUUCAUCAAACUGCAGAUUGAGGGCAUAUUGCAUUUCUGUCCGAAAACCAUGAUAGUUUUUGGGCUCCCCCCCAAACUUCUGCACCAAUCCUGGUACCUUUCUGGCGAACUGGGUGGCUUUCCCUUUUGUCUGCAUCCUGAGCCCUCCUCUCCUCAAGCCUCGCCGUCUGCAUCGCUAGCUGGACCUCCAACAUCUGGUACCUUUCUUCCAGGCUUGGACCCGCUCCAGCUCCUGCUUCUCCGGUUCCGGCUGGGUUGCUCAUGAUGCCUUCUCCUGCACAAGCUGCUUUCAAAGACUGUCGGAAUGCUGUGAUGGGAUGAUGAGCUGCUUGUGCGUAAAAUCGUAUCCCCUCAGAGUUUGUUCAAGUCCACAAACCUCUGUCUGUGACGGAGCCCUCAGACAUGGCUACUCUAGUCACUAGCAGAUUCCGACAGUGGUUGCUUUCGUAAUCGCUUCCAACAUAAAAGCUCCUUAACGGAAACACGUCUUCUGGAAUCUCUGCGUGACAGUUUCCGGCGAGGAGUGGGUGUUCUUACAGGAGGUCCUGAAACCUCCCCACUGUUUUCGCUGGAAGUGUCUCUGAGCCAUCCCUCCAGCUCAGCUCCUCUCCCCUGCUGGUUCCCUCUUCAGCUGCUGCGUCUCUCCCAACCUGUGUGAGCCCUUUCACCUCCCUGUUGGUUCCCUCUUCAGCUGCUGCGUCUCUCCCAACCUGUGUGAGCCCUUUCACCUCCCUUCCGUCCGAUGGCAGUUCCCUGACACCAGGCUAAAGUUGUUUUUUUUAAAAAAAAAAUUAUAGACAUGGUUGAUGCAUUUCCUUUUAAAAGUAAUAUAAUUUACUCAUUAGAGUUUCAGGGGUAGCGGAGGUAAAAAUUGAACCCACAAACAAUGAAUCGACGACCCUUCCUGAAGGCCAGGAAGAUAGCACGAAUCUGCAGGUGAUAGAGGACAAGCCUUUGAAACCAACACCACUACCAAGGACCUGGAAACCAGAAAAAACACCGAAGCUAUCAGUUCUGUCUGUGGUUCAGUUGUCCAUUAUUCUCAGGUGUGGAUACUCUCAGUGUUUCCUGUGGAUAGUGAUGGCUGGAUACAUGUGCAUAAUUUACAUUUUCAAUAUAUUAGUAAUUAUGUCUGUAUUUCUCACAAACUCCCUGAGAGCAAAAGAAAAUGCAUUUCUAUUUCAAUGGGUUUUCCAUUGUCCUGAUUUCCAAGUGAUACAAUCAGUCCAAUAGUCAAUGUCAAUGCUUUGAAGUUAGUUCUUUGCUCCAUUAUGUGAACCAGAAAAGAAUACUUAACCUUUAUCUCCCCACCAUGUGAGCCUUUUGAAUUCAUUCAAGUGUACAUUGGACUUUGUUCCAUUGUUCCACGUAGUUUGCAAAGGUGCAGGGGAAAUGAAUCACUAUGAUUCUUGCUUCGACAAUAAUUUGAUUCUGUUAAGAAAUGAGCCCUUUCUUACACACUGCUUUACAGCUGUAUUCUAACGCACACUUACAUCACCUUGAGUUUUGAAAGGGCAGAAUAUAAGUGUUUUGAAAAGCUCACUAUUUUAUAUAAGAAGAGAAAGAAGUCAGAUAUAGAAUGUUGUAAGACUGGUUGUGUGGGUUAUCAUGGAACAUAUUUAGACUGUUUCUAGCUCAGUACUGUCUGGCAGUGGCUCUCAUUAAUAGCAACAACUUGCAGUGGUACCUUUCUGGUUUAUUAGCCACACAUUUUGGGUUUCACAACAGGCCUUUCCUCUUUUCAGUAAAGUCAGAGAUGACUGCAAAUUGGAAGAGGUGGAUAUUCUCCUUCCCCGGAGUGAUUUCACCAACUGCCUGACACUUGUCAAAGCCGCUGGGCGUAUAUGGUAAGGCCUCUUAUUUUCAUGCUGGUUUGUACAUUCAGCUCUUAAAAAGCAAUCAGUUUUUUUGGUUAGUUCCAGCAAUGUCACCGCAUCAUUACUGAUCAAUUUCAUAAGAGACAGCUCAAGUUAAUAUUAAUAAAUUGACCCAAAUUAAGGCUCACCCACACAUGCUCCAGGCUUUCUAGGCACUGGGCUGAGCUUUCCCCUGUCCCAGGGCUUUCCCUGGGAAAACCCAUGUUUUACUGCUGAAUCGGAGCAAACAGCAAUCUGGAAAGCCCUAUUGCUGUUUACUCCCACUCGGCGGUAAAAUGCAGGUUUUCCCCAGGGAGAGCAUUGGGACCAAAAAACCCAACAACACCUGAACCUGUGCCUAGACACCUGGAGCAAAGGUAAGUGUGGAUGAGGCCUAAGAAGAGCCCUGCUGGAUCAGGCAUAAGACCCAUUGGGUAGUCCAGCAUCCUAUUCUUACAGCUGUGAAACAGAUGCCUGUGGGAAGCCUGCGGGCAGGACCUGAGAACAGCAGCACUGCUGCUAUUGAUCCCCCACAACUUGUAUCCAUAUGCCUGUUUAGGGAAGUUUUUAAUAUUUAAUGCUGUAUUUUUUUAACACUUGAUUGGGAGCCGCCCAGAGUGGCUGGGGAAACUCAGCCAGAAGGGUGGGGUAUAAAUAAUAAAUUAUUAUUAUUAUUAUUAUUAUUAUUAUUAUUAUUAUUAUAUAGAUGCACACAUGCACUCAUUCACACUUCUUUAUUCUUGUUAGCCUGUUCUGUGUGAAAUCUGCUGUAGCUCUUGCUGUUGUAGCUCAUGCUAGUCUUUCUCAAUACAAGUGAUAUAAGUGUGAAAUGAUUGUCCCAAAGAAGAUUGCCAGAGCCCUGCCUUGUAAUCAAUCUAAAAUCUAUCUUUAUAUUUAACCUUUUGAGUUGACCUUUUGAUCAGUCUAUUUUUGGGUGUGAACUUUAUUUUGCAUUUUUAAAUAAGUUAUUUAACAUCUAGCUGUUAUUGUUCUUGAUUGUUACCCUCUUCAGGUUUGCCAAGAAAUAAAUGUGGGAUAUUUUUUUUUUCAAAAGCAACAUCUGUUCACUGCCACUGGCAGGUGAACAACAUACUUACAUUAAACUUGUUUUUAUACAUACUUCAUAUGGUGACCUGUCAUUUUGCAGUGUUCAGGAGAGCUGGCUAUGUAAGUCAUUUAGGGAGUGCUAGUUUUGCAUUCCUGCCAGAGACCAGAAAUGAAUUUGUUAAAACACUGAAAACUGCUGCUUGGCAGUUUAGGUUUUAAUUUGCAAAUCACCAACUUAGUUUUUAUGUAACACAAAACAGAAGUUUUAAUCCCCACAUUUCUUAGUAUAUUCUUCAGUUGGGCAUUCCCAUACUAAUGAGUUGGUGAGGGAGUUGAAAUAAAAAUAAAUUUACAAGCACAUAAAACUGCUCCACAGUCUUUGUGGACCACAAGAUGUCACACUUUCUCUACCACAGUUUAUUCCAUAUGACAAACAGUCCGGUGGCAUUAUGCUUUUGCAUCCAUAUAUUUCAGUGCAAAGAAAACACAAUGCAAAUGCGGUGGGGGGUAGGGAGGGGAGAAAAGUCAUCAGUUACAUACUGUUUGCAGACUAUAAGGUACAACAGCAGUGAACACUGAUCAUAUUCACCAGAUAAGACUUCUGUUCUGUACAUGGGACAAAUAAGUGAACAUUGGCAAUUUCCACUCCUAUUUUCAUAGAUAUCCUACAACAUUCCCAAGAGAAGGUUAAGAAAGUAGAGAAUUUCCAUUAUCUCACAUAUUUUGCAGAGGCAGUAGGGAAGUUAGUGUGCUUCCUAGAAAAUCAGUAUCAGUGACUGAGGAAAGGAAGGGAGGGUGAAAUGGACAUAGAUUAGAGGUGCCUAGAGCUCAUCUCCUGCUGUGCCUUCCCUUGUGUACUCUCUAGUGCUCAGUUGCAAGUCUGACUCUCUCUGCUCUCCUUUGAUGUACUUCACAUGCCUGCUGCACACUGCGCACAAGAAAGUCACUUUCUCAGGCCUUGUCAGUGAUGGGAGGAAAUUCUUCCCAACAAGUUUCAGAAAGGAAGUCCCCCUGUCACAGAAAGCUGAUGGGCAUAUUCAGUUUAGUAGAAAGAAGGCUCCUAUCAAAAAUAAAAAAAAUUAAAAAAUCCAAUAUUUAAAAAGUGCUGGAAAGAAGGUGGAGAACAAUUGCUGACUACAUUUACCAAGGAUAAAGCAAAGAGUAAUGGAAUGAAGUGACAGAAAAGGAAAUCUACCUUAAAAUGGCCUAUCAGACCAAUUCAGCAAUGCAGUAAACUACUUACAGAGAUGGUAGAAUCUCCUACUUAGUGCAUAUAAUGCAUGUGUGUGUGAACGUGUGUGUGUUUAAAUAGAUAGUGUGUUUUGGCAUGUGACUAGAUAAUCCAGGUAGUUUAAACUUCCAGGGCUAGGGCUGUGUACUGGAAUGCCGUAAAGCGUGUUCUCCUUCACGGAGAGCACGUGUUGCGGUGGGGGCCGCCAGGACACUCCAAAGUUGGGGGGGGGCUAAUUGAUUGUUGGCCACUGAUGCGAUUGGGGCUUCCCUUGUUGUUGGGAGGAAGUUAAUGUUGCCAUUUGUUGAUUGACAGCCAGAAAUACUAAAACUUCUUGCACGAGGCUAGGGCUUCCUCUUUUCGCCCGCAUCAGAUUGCCCGUCCCUCCCUCCCUAGAAGAGGGUUGUUCACUUUGACCUUGCUAUGCCUGUCAUGGGGUCGUCUGCUUUGGGGCAGGGGCCUGGUAGGAAUUUUGUCCAUCUGGCUGAUUGGCUGGGGCCAUUUGGUUUUUGCCUACUGCGUAGCAAAUCAUCACAACUUGUAAGGUUCGCGGUUAGGCAUUGGUUUAUGGUUUGGUUAGUUGAGGGGCAUGGAUUGGCUGUGCCUGCCCCUCUAAUGCUGCUGCUGCAAGGGAUUCUGUUAAAGGAAUCGGGGGCUAACUAUUGCUUGUCCACUCUGACAAGGGGGCUCGGGCCAUAGCAAUGAGCUCCUGGUUGCAUUUGGGAAGGGCUGAGGGCAGGUUCCCUGCGCCGACGCUACCCCCAAGUGUAUUCCCCUUUUCUGACUUUCGCAUCGUGCGGAAUGUCAGUCUGUCCCCCAUGGUGGGGGCAGAUAGUCGCAACCAAUGCCUAAGCAGCCACUCACAAAUUUGUAUUUUAAUAAAGUUGUGGCCAAAAUUAUGCCAAAAAUCUUAAACAAAAAUUCUGUGUGAUGUGUGAGUUAUUGGGGUGGCCCUGGGGACCUCAACACGCAAUAAAAUUGCUCAACCAGCCUAAUGGGCCAAUUAUGUUAGGUCUCUGGGCUGAGAUAAACAGAAUACCCCCAGAUUGUCUACUGGAAUUUCUGCUGGACUUUAUAUGCGUACAAAGCCGGAGGCUUGAAUACUUGAUAUUAUUCAUUUUGAUUUAAAGAUGUAUCUUCCAACUUUCAGCAGCCUUAACUGCCAAAGAGCAAUUUAGAGAACUUUCUCCCAACUCAAAGAAUGAAUUCAAAAGUAGUAUGGUCAGGGGUCCCUUUACCUUUUUAAUGUAGAAUAGAAAUCAAAACCACAGGGUCAAAAUCAUUUAGUACCUUCAUUCAAUAUAGAUCAUUGGUUACUGGUUCUAGUAUCUUUAGGCUGACAUACUACUUUUAAUUUUGGUCACCAAAAGCUUUUACCUUUCAUGUUUAUAAUAGGAUCAGAAUUAAGAAUUCUCUCUGGUUUCUAAGCUUGCUCUACAAGAUUUGUGACCCCUAAUAGCCACAAUCCCAGAGUCGUCCGCGACUGGACUUAACGGUCAGGGGUCCCUUUACCUUUAAUAGACUAUAGACGAGUACCCCAAGAUCACCCUAAACUCUGAUAGCGUAUUUCCAUUUCACCUCCCUGCUUGGAAGCUUUAACUGAUGUCUACUGCUUGAUUGGAUUAACCGCUUAGCUAUCAAUUUCAUCCCAACUCUCCAGUAUUUUUGAAUGUUAGACUGCCAGAUCAGAAGCCAUCACCAAAGUGAACAAGAAUCCUCAUCAGUCAUUGCUUCCCCCCCCCCUUGCCUCUUCUCCAAUUCACUACAGUGUCUCCCAGUGGAAAGACCUGCAUCGCUUGGGAUGCAUAUUUCAUCAAGGGGAUUAUAUAUUGGCUGUGAACGACCUGCAUGCAAAGAGCAUAGAUGAAAUGUCUUUGUUCAUAACUAGAUCCACAAGAAAGGAGGUAAGAGCCAACAAUUUAACUAGUUAGGACCACCAAGCAGUGAAUUAGUUUGUGGCAAUUAGCUGUGGGGCUUAUCCAAGCACAUUUGUUCAGACAAAAGCAUGGUUAACAUUAUGAUGAUGAUUAUUAUUAUUGCUGCUGCUGCCUCUGCUGCAUACAAUCUCCCAUGUGGCUACCCAUAUGUUGGUCUAUUGUGUGCAGCCAGUAGUUUCACACCAGGGUAAAAAGUGGUAGUGGAUUUCCUACCCUCAGCAACCCACUUUAAUCUGAGCACGGACCUUAUCCAAGGAAUAUGUUUCUAAUGAUUUUGCUCUGGAACAUAAUGGAAGACAGUGUAACAUAGGAGCCAACUCCUAGGGGCUGUGGGGGCUUCGCUCCCCCCAGAAAAUAUUUGAGGGGGCCAAGGCCCCACCCCAAGUUGAUAGGCAUUGCCAUUCAAAUGGUGUGCAUGCACCGUGUCAUGUGAUCGAUUAUGUGGGGUGAGGCUUACCUGGGCCCGCCCAAUAUUUUAUUCAAGUUGGCACCCCUGAAGUGUAAUAAAACUCAAGCAUCUUAAUCACAUCAAGUUUCAUUAAAAGCCAUUGAUAAAAAUAGGCGCACCCCCACACCCCCCCCAACAAUAAUAGGUUUCAUAGUAGAGUAUUCAUGAGCUGGGCUACCUGUUUAGAGGGACAGUCGGUUAAAUGCAGUGCCAGCAAAAAAUACAAGCUGUGUGGGAAGUUUAAUUUGGACUAGAGCACAAGUCUUGCAGAGUGCCCAGGGACAGCAUGGGCUGAUCUAUUGUUGGGAAGAAAAAUGUACACAAUGAAGAAGGGCUGAGCAGACAAGCAAAAUGAAAUGUGAGCAACUGAACCAAGGGGCCAAGGAGGCAGAGAAGACAAAGGGGAAAUUAUCUAAUAUGUGGAAAGCUGGAGAAAGCAAUGGAAGAAGCAGAAGUGUAGUGGAGAACAGAAAGGUAAGUGGAAGUGAUGGAAAACUGAAAACAGGGUCAGGGAAUUUAGGGAAGGUGGGGCUAAUAAAAAAAAUAGCACUGGGUGAAAAUUCUUCAUACUGAUCUUGGGAGAAAAGAAGACUGGUUAUGUGUUGAAAAGGAAAAUGGGGAGGCAAUGGUAUUGGUAUUCAUCUCCUGUUGAGACUCCUGUUGGUUUUAAGGCAAUUCCAGACUUCUCAUUUCUAUUGUAUGUAUUAGGAUUAAAGAGACACUGCAUCACUAGUAAUCAUUUAAUGUGGUUCAGGUUAGGUGAUCAUAGGUGAUCAUGGGUUAGUUGGCUAUAUUGGCUCAAAAACAAUUGGCUUAACACUGUGAAUUCAUACUCUGGUAAAUGUUAAUCUGUAAUCUCUCCCUGUUUGGCAUACAUUGCAAUAUUAGGAAGUAGCUAGAUUGUGCAAUUCUUAACCAAUCACCUACUCCUAGAUAACCAUUUUGCCUAUUACACACACACACACACACACACACACACACACACACACACAUUUCUGUGUAUUUGAUAUCCCAGGAAUUAGUCCCACCUCCCUAGCCACUAUACCACACUACCUCAAAGUUUAUUUGCCACUGCCUUGAAAUCACUUUACCCAGAGAUCUUCCAUAUUGUAUUGGUGCUGGCAGUUGCAGGCUCUACACGCUUCUCUGUGUCUGGCUGUCAAAACCAUUUGUGGAGAACCACUCAUUGUAAAACCUUGAAUUUCUCAUGGCCUGCAUCAGGAUUCUGUGGACACCCAACUUCACAAAGCUGUGCGGUACUGCAAUUCACCACUAAGAUUAAAUAAUUUUAAACCUGCAAAGGUAUAUGGGGAAAGGAUAAGUUUAUGAAUUGUAUAUACAAAGUUGCUAAUCACUAUUCUAUUAACACAAUGGUGCAGGCUUGUAAACUAUAAAUAGUAACGUGGUAAGUGCUUUUCUCUCCGUUUUUUUUUUCCAAAAGGUGAAACUGACUGUAUGUCGGCUUCCAGAUUCAAAAAUUUUACAUGCUCAAGGAUGCAAAUGUUCCUAAUGGAGAAAAAUGUAAGUGUGUGACAAACCUGCCUACUCUUCUAUGCAAAAGUCAUCAACAACUCAUUUACAUUGUAGUAAGCAGGCUUAGUUUACCAUGAUAAAUGGAGUUUUAAUCCAAGUGUUCUGAUUUCACUGGCUUGUUAUCCCAUUUCCUUCUAGAACUAGAUGUUACUUAUUCCAGAACUAGCAUGAUUUAUACUUUUCUAUCAUGCCCAUUAUCAGCACUAGAGCGAAAACACAGGAUCCCCCAUCCCCUCAAUUGGAAAUAUAUGCUAUGAAGCAAAUCUAGAGUUCCCAGCCUACAUUUGCCUCAUAAUGAUAGUGCAGAGAUUUUUGCAAUGAGAUAUCAAUGGUUUGCAUUCAUACUUUAACAACUGAACCAGCAGCAGCUGGUGGCAAUUAAAAAAAGUAUUGCUAUAUGAUCUAUUGGAAAUGUUAUUACAUUCAAAAUGAAACAUAUGAAUGGUGGGUAAAUAAAUAUAGUCUAUGAUGCCAAAAAUCCAGUCUAUGAUGCCAAUAUAGUCUAUGAUGCCAAAAUCCAGCUCAAACUGGGCACAGUAGCAUAGGUUGGGCAUACAACAUGUACAAGGGCCUACAGCCUAUAAAACAGGAUAUCAGAUAACUUUAUGCACGGACAGCCAGGUCAAGCAGCCAUUCUCAGAACAGUGGUUCUGGAAUCAGCUGAUUCCAAAAUCCAAUCCAGACAUUUUGUAAAUCAAGAUCAAGAACUUCAAUUCCUCUGACUUUCUUUGUGAAAAGGCAGGAUCCACAUGUAAUAAAAAUAUUUUUAUUUGUUACUUGUUGCAGAAUCUUCAUUGGCCAAGAUCUUAGGUCAAACACAAAUGAAGACUUGAAAACAGUGCCCCCCCCCAAAAAAAAACCCACCGUGAAGACACCAGAACUUUGUCUCAUAAAAAAAGUAGCAUGGUGGUGGUCUCUCCUCACGUAGCACUCAGUGAACCGCACCAGACUGGGACAGGACUAUUCCUCUGCAAAUUUUGAAAUGCAGUGGUAUUCAGAAGAAAUGGUAUUUCACUGCUGUGAAUAUCCAUACAUGUAUUUAAAACCCUUUCAGAGUUUCUGCGCUGCUCCAAAAACAAAGAUGCUGCCAUCCCACUGUGGUAUCAGACAUUUGUCUUUCUUUUUUCAUUGCUUUUCUAUUAUAUCAUAUCUUCACCACAUACUGCGUUACAGUCCAACAUAAGAUAAUAAGAAAGGAAUAGCAUAAAUAUAAGACAUAUGUAAGUGAAUAAUAAUAAUAACAACAUAACUUAUUUAACUCUUAUGUAUCUUAACUGUUACUCCUCUUCCACUCUUUCCAUGGUUUCCUAUUUGCUAUCAUUUUAACUGUGUUUUCUUAUUCUACUAGGUUAUUUUCAUUACCUUACAUUCUCUCAUGUUGUAACAUCUACUGCUGAGUGUUUUUUAUCAGUCUGUUAUGAUUAUUUUCAUGUUGUAAUAUUUUUUCCAUAUAACCUAUAUAUAAUGUCCAGUCUUCUUUUAGACUUAUCUUUAUUUCUUAAUCUAUUUGUCAUACAGUCUUACGGUAAAUGUUUUGUUGUUUAUUAUUUUUUUGCCAAUUUAUGGACCAAAUGAUUUUCUGAUUUAUUGAGUUAGUUAUGCUCAUAGUUAAGAAAUCCAUGAUUGCACAUCAACUUCACCUUUUCCUUCAGCAGAGGUUUAUAUUCUUGUAGAGAUUAUUAAUAUCCAAAAACAUAUUGUGCUAAUUCAUGUGCAAUGCUAAACCAUGGUUUUAACACUACAUGCACAAACUAAAGUAAGCCCAAACAAAAUCUCUGGUUGUGCGAUUCCCCCAUUCUGGCCAGGAAAAGGACCUUGCUUCCAUUUAAUUUCACUUUCCACACAUCAUAUGAACCAGUUAACAUGGUUUCAAACAAACUCUAGUCAGUUUCAAAGCAAGCCAACGUCAAACUACACAUUAUAAGUUGGCUUGUUUAACUAACUAAAGUUUCUUUUAAACCACAGUAUCUGGUUCAUACAUAUCAUCAAGUGUUGUCUAUGAAACAUAACAUCUUAUAUGGCUUUAAAAGGUAAAGGUAGAGGACCCCUGACAGUUAUGUCCAGUCGCAAACAAUUCUGGGGUUGCGGCACUCAUCUCGCUUUACUGGCUGAGGGAGCCGACGUUUGUCCACAGACAGUUUUUCCAGGUCAUGUGGCCAGCAUGACUAAGCUGCUUCUGGCGACACCAGAGCAGCACACAGAAAUGCCAUUUACCUUCCCGCCGGAGCGGUAUCUAUUUAUCUACCUGCACUUUGACGUGCUUUUGAACUGCUAGGUGGGCAGGAGCAGGGACUGAGCAACAGGAGCUCACCCCGUUGCGGGGAUUCGAACUGCCGACCUUUUGAUCGGCAAGCCCUAGGCUCAGUGGUUUAGACCACAGCGCCACCCACGUCCCCCUUAUAUGGCUUAGGCCUGGGCUAUUUAAAGAAUGUAUUAUCCCAUACAAACCUGCCUGGGCUCAGAGAUCUUUGGGGAAGACCCUUCUCUCCGUUCUGCCACCCUUGCAGGCACGUUGAUGGAGAUGUGAGAGAAGUCCAUCCCAGUGGCUUCUCCCAGUCUUUGGAAUUCCCUUCCUAGAGAGGCUAGAAUGCGUCCUUCCUUGCUUUUUCUUCCACCAGCAGGUGAAGACUGUUGAUUUAGACUGUUGAUUUAGACUUUCAGGAACUGACUGUUUUUAAGACAAGGGCUUUAAAUAGUUCUGUGUUUUGCGGUUUUUACUAUAUGUAUAUUAAUAUAUAUCUUUUAUAUUGUUUUCAUUCUAUUAUAGUUCUUUUAAGUGAUCACCUUUUGUAUGUUUUUAGGUUUUUGUAUUUUAUCCAUGUUAUUUAAGUUUUUGUAAAUAGCCUUGAGUCCCAUUCUGGAGAAGAGGUGGGAUAUUGAGGAUCAAAGAAGAUUUGUGGAAAUUAAGUACAGUUCUUCCAUCCACUUGGCAGCAUGAGAGGGGAGGGGCUUUGCUCAAGCUCAUUAUAGCUUGUGCAUUAUUUAGUGUUAUGUGUGAACCAGCCCUUUGAGUAACCAUUAAAUCAAGGUUAACCUAUUUAAAUAAGCAUUCAGCUUUACAUAGAAGCACAGGUUCUGUUCCCUUGAACAACCAGGAUUUCUAAAUAUUAUACAGUGGUUCCUCGGGUUACAGACACUUCAGGUUACAGACGCUUCAGGUUACAGACUCCGCUAACCCAGAAAUAGUACCUCGGGUUAAGAACUUUGCUUCAGGAUGAGAACAGAAAUUGUGUGGCGACAGCGGGAGGCCCCAUUAGCUAAAGUGGUACCUCAGGUUAAGAACAGUUUCAGGUUAAGAACGGUCCUCCAGAACGAAUUAAGUUCUUAACCUGAGGCACCACUGUAUUGUAUCUUGCUUCUGAUGUAUAAGAUGUAGACAGGAGAACCAUAUGUUCUAUUCUACAGAAAUAUGCCAAAUUAUAUAUUUCUGGUUUGGAUAAAAUGAUGACAGUAACAGAUGAUGUUAUGCUGAAUCAGUUACCGGUAGCUUCUGGUGCAGGGAAAACAAUAAGAAUGUAUGUGCAUGCAGUUUCUACAGAGAAAUGUCACCAGAAGGUGACAUUACCCUUCAGUUCUUUUGUGGCUAGUCACUUAGCUACUCAUGGUCGGCUCAAGACAUUUUGCUUCAUGAGGCAAAGGACAAGAUGGCUCCUCCCCCAGCACUGAAUGCACAAAAAUAUUGGGGAGGGGUCGUAGGUCAAUGGCAGAGUAUCUGCUUUGCAGGCAGAAGGUCCCAAGUUCAAUCACUGGCAUCUCAAAGUAGGGCUGAGAAAGAUUCCUGCCUAAAAGCAUAAGGAACUGCUGCCAGCCAGUGUAGACAAUACUCAAUGGACUGACUCAGUUUAAGGCAGCUUUCUAUACUCCUUUGUAACCAACUACUGUAGAUUGGUAGCUAAAUUUCCCUUCAGUACUGGCAAUGGGACAGUGCCCUCCACUGCACCUGUACUGGGGGACUUUUAAGCCUACAGCAAGAGAUGUCACAAAGGAGGACAGGUCAUUGCUACUGUGACAACCCACCCACCCACCUUGAUCCUAGGCCAAUCCGUCUCCUGAGUUGUGAUGUUUCUUCAGAACCUUGUGGUGACUACUGUUCUGGCUGCAGAGUGGUUGAAUCACUUUUUGCGCUCGUAUCUCCAUUUCUCUCACAGAUCAGAUUACCUCGGGUUAAGUACUUAAUUCGUUCCAGAGGUCCGUACUUAACCUGAAACUGUUCUUAACCUGAAGCACCACUUUAGCUAAUGGGGCUUCCUGCUGCUGCCGCGCCGCCAGAGUACGAUUUCUGUUCUUAUCCUGAAGCAAAGUUCUUAACCUGAAGCACUAUUUCUGGGUUAGCGGAGUCUGUAACCUGAAGCAUCUGUAACCUGAAGCGUAUGUAACCCGAGGUACCACUGUAUUCAUUAUCCCCCCAAAAAAAUAAAGUUGAGGGAUAUUCAUAGCACAGCAUAUAGUCAAACGAUAGUCAAUGUCAUAGGUUUUAAGCACUUGUCAAAUUUGGCUCUUUUAUUGAUAUUACUGUUAGUUUUCUUGGGGAACAAUAAGGAGCUUUAUUUCCCCUAGUAUAUGGGGCAACUAUUGUUUUCAUACCUUUCAAGGUGAUAACGCUGUAACAUGUAACAGGUUUCCACCCAUAGCAGUGCAUUUUAAAUGAGAUCAUCUCCCACAACCUUUUCAGAUUUUUGUCUUAUUAAAGACUCAGCUUUAAUCAGAUGAGUCUCACAGGCAACUUGGAACGUAUGGAGCAGUUCCUAGAAAUGCUUCUGGCAUUUCAGGUGUUCCUUGAAUAUCAAAUUUAUUGAUUUUUCUUUUCUUUUAAGGGCUGCUGCCAAGAGUUCAUAUUCUCCAGAUUCUCUGAACUAUAACAAAAUAGAUCCCAUCUGUGCCCUAUGAAGAUAUCCAUCAGAACAGAUUGAUCUGUUGGGAAAAGGCAAUAGAUCAAUGCUUAAGCAUCUGUAUGGCAAGCAGAUGGUCCCAGGUUCAAUCCUUGGUAUCUCUAGGUGGGACUGGAAUUCUGCAGUAAUGUUUCCAGUCAGUGUAGACACUGUUGAGUUAGAUUGACCCAAUAGUUUGACUCAAUAUAAGCCAGCUUCCUAUAUUCCUGUUUUUCAGAGUUAGGGUUGCCAUAUUUUAAAAAGUAAAAACCAAGACACCCCAAAAUUGUUGAGCUUUUAUUUCCGGACAUAUGACAGCCCUACUCAUAGCUGCCUUUUCCUUAUAGCACACACAUUGCUUGACUUGGUAAUUGACUAUUUCCUAAGCGGAACUUCUUUAGGGUUGCCAGAAUGCUGCCUUGAUACAAUGGGGCACAAGACCUCAAUGCAGCUUCUGACCAUUUUCUCACUUUACUGCUGGGAUGAGCAGGCUUUCCAAACAACCUCUCUCUUCGCCACUUUCGGCAUUGACUUUCUUAGGAGAGCACAUAUACUUAGGGAAGCUGUUUCUUCCUUCAAUCUGUAUUCCAAAUGCCACCAUCUUUAUUCUGCUACAACCAACCUUCCACUUUUCAUUACCUCUGUGGACAUUUUGGUCCCAACACCUCUGAAUUCUCCAUCCAGGUAAGCAAGAUACACUAUCACAGUUCAAGGGCACUAUCUAGACAGACAAAAACACUCAAGGUCGGCACAGGGUAUGGUAAGGGAUGUGGCCUGGGAAAAGGGGUGUAACCUGAGAAGACACAGCUUAGAGAUAGUCCCAAAGGCAGAAAAAGACACCCAAGAAGCCACAUUUAGCCAGUAGGACUGAAGUUUUUAGCUCCUGCUUCUGCUGUGGCCAACCAAUCCAAAAGCAGGACAUGUGACCAAUUGUGACCCUCUUCUGCUUUUAUUUCCCAGCAUACUGCAUCUGAUCCUAGAGGUAGCAUAUAGCCAUCAUAACUAGUACACCUUGAUAGCUUUGUUCUUUAUAAAAUUGUCUUAUUCCCUUAGAUGAAAGUUGUGGGAACUCAAGACUCUGGCUUGUGAUAUCAGUGGUAUGCAACAUGGUGGAAAAUAAGAUGCAGCCAACAGCUGCUAAUCUGGAAUGCAAAUGUCACCAAUAGUUCUGUUCUGCUGCUUGGUAAACUCUACAUCUUCAAAUCUACCUAAUUGAUUAAACAUCAUUUUUAUUUACGUGCGGCACCCUUCAACCCUUUCCAGUCCUUAUUGGUUAUUGUGAGGGAGCUGCAGCUUUUAAUUACGAAUGUGCAUUAAGCUUUGUCUUCUUCUCCUCAAAAGUUUCUCAGCUGCUUCCUGAACCAACUCUCCCACGUACCUUCUGGGCUGGCUCUACGCCAAAUGUUACACUCCACCACUGUAAUAAUUAUUAUUCUGAGGGUUUUUAUUCGUUUCAGCCCCUUAGUUAUGUGAUAAAGUCUGUUCAUGCAUUCACCGGAUGUAGAAGGUUUUUUUUAAUGCACUGGGCUGCUUCUGAGAACCUACAGCUGUCACCCAGAACUGGCAUCUAUGAGAAGGGUUAAAUCAGUAGAAUGGCAAAGGCAGAAAUAGAGUGGAAAGCAGCUGUGCAUUGGGCUGGGCUCAGCUUUUGGAUGUGUUUGUGAUGUAAAUCAGGACACUGUUUAUUCAUAUCCCUUUCACAAACUUGUUCUGAGAGAGAAAGUGUGUGUGUGUGUGUGUGUGUGUGUGUGAGAGAGAGAGAGAGAGAGAGAGAGAGAGAGAGAGAGAGAGAGAGAGAUCACAUAAUUAAUCAUAAUUUAUUUAAGGCAACAAACUGUACCGAUAUUGCACAUGUUCCUUACAGAGACAGCUGCAAAUAGGGGUCGGGGAUGCAGGGCUAUUUGUCACAUUAAAGGCAGAAAUAAUACAUUAUUGGGGGAAAUGAAAUUAGAGAAUAAAGCGGAAAACAAUAAGGAAAGGAAGGAUAAAAACAGAGACUGCAGACCUCUUUAAGACUCCUUCUACAACUUCUGAUUAAAAUUAGAAGUUUAUAAAAGUAUGCAUGGUGAGAGAACAGUGGAUAGACAGAUGUUCCUCCUCUGCCCCUAGUACCAGAACUUGGGAUCAUCAAGUUACCAGUAAAUUGAUGGAUAACAGGAAAAGGCAGAUAAAAUAAUAUUUUUGUAUAAUGCUGUGUUGUGAUGUGGCCAUUGACUUAGAUGGCUUUCCAAGGGGUUAGUCCAUUAAAAGCAUCCAAACUAUACUAAUAACUGCACCAAAUGAAAACAAGCAGAUCCCUGCCUGCAGUAGCACAAUUUGACAUUUUCAGAAACUGUCCUAUUCCCAUCUGUCUCAUCUACAUUUCUCAUGUCCUGAUUAGUACCCAAGUUUGAAGCUGGCCUGGUGGGAGGAGGAAGCUAUGAAAUUUAAGCUCCAUUGGGCAAAAUUGACCAGGGAAACAAUGGAAAGAGAUCAGGGAAAUAGGAAUCACUUUGUGUCAACUCUGAAACCCUUGAAAACUCUUUUUGCUUGCCAGUUCUCAUUGAUCUUGCCAUCCUGUCUCUGCACUCUCACUUGAACCUCAUAUUCACACCUUGAACAAAUAAACAAAUCAUAGGUUGAAGUGAAUGAAGGGCUUGCUAUUUCUGUAUGGUGGACCACUUGGUUGGUCAUGUGUCCUACUUUACAGAAGGCAGUCAGAAGACAACCCUCUAUUUAAAGGCAUCCUAUCUUUGAAGGGCUAUGCUCUCCAAAGUCCAGUUUAAAGAUAAAGAACCAUGAGAAGGGAGAGCAGAGACCUUGAAGCUGUCCAUCAAGAGGUAUCACCUGGACAGUAGUCUGGGCAGACACAUAUGUAACCAUUUAAUCUUCUUCACCAGGGUGAGAUGUAUUGCAUUUCUAUUUAAAUUAUUGUCAUUAUUUCUAAGUUGUCAUCUUUACACAUUUAUUUGUUUAAGGAUGCAUAAAGUGUUUAUGCAGGGUACAUAAGCACAUGCAACUAUUAUGCAAAUCUGUGUCCUCUUUUGACCCCUGUUUGGUUAUGUAGAAGUGACCACACAGGACUGCUGGGUUCCUCAAGGACCUAUUUUCUAAUUCGCAAAAGGCAUUGCUGUUGCUAACUUAUGAAAAGAAAUUACUACCACUGUUGGAAAGUAGCUCACAGCGGUGAUAAUUGUGACAUUAUCUUUGAUCCUACUCCCUUUUUCUGUCAUUUCUGGGAAGUAGAAAUUGAAAAAUGAGCCUUUGAGUGGUAUACGUUUUAAUGUCUGGGACGCAAAGGACUCUGCCGCUUUGCAAAACCUCUCUAAGCCCUGCAGUAUAGUAGGGAGAUAUUUCCCCACAUUUAAUUCUGUUUUACAUAAGGGUUUAUUUUAGGUUUUUGUUUGUGCCAGUUUCUAUCAGCUCUAUGAUACCACAGCUCAUGCAGAUCUGACAGAGUGGAAAAGUUCGGCUGGUGCCAAGGUACUCAUCAGAGAGAUUCGAUAAGAAGAUGGCAUUGUAUAAUGAUGGUUAAAGGACCAAAGACAUGAGAAGCAGAAAAGGCAUUUCAGGUCACUUCAACUGUCCCAUUGCCAUUAGAGGAGCAUGCAGUGGUUUUUUUCAGUGCAACUCACUGAAAUGUUUCAGACAUUAAAGCAUCUUCCAGAUCUAUUCCAAAAGCUAUUCUGCUCUCAAAAUCACCCCCUGCCAUUUUUACAACAAAGUCAACUUUUCUGUGGCUAGAACCUAGAUUGGUUAACUGUACUUUCUUCCAAAAUGCUAAAAUGGUAAGAAAUGUAUAACUUCUGUUUAAAAAUUUGAUCUGCUGGAGGAAGUUAUGAGGAAACUAUAUUAACCAUGUUACACACUCUGAUUGCUUUGUCAAAGCAAUUAUUAGUUUAUGACUUUAGUAAACCAGUGCAAUUGCUGUUAUAUUCAACUAUGUUACAUUGCUAUAAGUCGCUUCGUUUUCCGUUAGAUUUUAAAACGUCAUUAUCUUCUAUAUGUCUUAAUUGAAGCAUAGUACACCAAUAAACAGAUUUUUUAAACAAUCACUGCUUGUGCUUCACUCUCUGCCUCACUGGGUUUCUACUGAACAAAUUUGAAUCCUGACUCUAGGACCAAAUUUGUGUUGGUUUUCUGGCCAGGAAUGGGCAAGGUAUGAUUAAAGGUAAAGGUAAAGGUACCCCUGCCCAUACGGACCAGUCGUGUCCGACUCUAGGGUUGUGCGCCCAUCUCACUUAAGAGGCCGGGGGCCAGCGCUGUCCGGAGACACUUUCCGGGUCACGUGGCCAGCGUGACGAAGCUGCUCUGGCGAGCCAGCACCAGCGCAGCACACGGAAACGCCGUUUACCUUCCCGCUAUAAAGCGGUACCUAUUUAUCUGCUUGCACUUAAGGGUGCUUUCGAACUGCUAGGUGGGCAGGAGCUGGGACCGAAAGACGGGAGCUCACCCCGCCGCGGGGAUUCGAACCGCCGACCAUGCGAUCGGCAAGCCCUAGGCUCUGAGGUUUUACCCACAGCGCCACCCGCGUCCCUUCAAGGUACGAUUAGCCUUCCAUGAUUAACACCUCACUUCUUAACAUGUUAAUCAACCUUCAGUACAUUUAAUAUUAAUCAAUGUAAAAAUUUACUUUUAUCUUGUUUAUGUUGUAAUGAUGUAAUGUUAUGUUAUGUAAAGUAAUUUUCUUAAUAACAAAGAACAUACGUAACUUGGGAGCGGGGGGAGGGAACUAAGUUGAGAGUUUGAAAGCACCUUCUGUUCUCAUCUUGUACUGUAUGUGUGUUUAUUUUUUCACAUCAGAACUGGGUGGAUAAGGAUUGGCUUGAUCAGGAUAUUUGGAAGUUCUUAGAAUUCAAAAAAAUAUUAAUAAAAGUCACUGCUGUUGCCAAGGAAUAGGAUCACCCAAAAUUCAUACAGCCUUAAAAUCAUUAAGGUGAAAGAUAGCAUUUGAAUCUCAACUUUAUCCACUCUAGAAUCUAGACAUUUAUAAUGCAUAUUUAUAGUCAUAUUGGAGAUUAAUAGCAUGUGAGUUUGAAAGAGAUACUCUGGAUUCACUGCAGUUUAGACAGCCCAUUGAGUCUGUUGCUGAAGUUACCUGUCAGCCAAAAAUUUGUCUCUUGGAAAUGCAGGAUGUUUACUUAAGUUACAUAAAGGACCAUGUCCUUCUGCCAAUUAACCUUUUGGCAGCUCUUUCUGGGCCUAAAGAAAAAGUAUAUUUCUGCUUCAAGUUUCAGACAAAAAGCAGAUGAACAGUAAAUAUACCAGGGAGUAGCACAUAUUCCACAUAAUUUUUUUAAUCCGUCUGUAAUGUUCUGAUGUCAGAUGGAAGUGGUUGUUUGCAGGUUCCAAAGAAUAUAUUGGACAAAAUGGAGUGUUGGUUUACCUUUUUAGUGGGUCACGAAAUCACUCGUCUACUCCAUAUUAAUUGAUCCAAAAAUAGCAAUCACAUGUUGUUUCUAUAUUUCAGGCCAAGCGAAAGGCAAAUGGCGCCCUGUCUUUUCCAAAACAUCUGGAGGGUGCCAUCUUGUUUUCCCUUGAUAUAGGUGCUUAGCAUAGCUGCCAUAUUGAUUUUAUUGGACAGGAGACAUAGCAACAUUCCUAUUUUGUAAUUCCCAUUUAAUUUGGGACUUCUGCAAUUUCCAACAAUAAAAUAAAAUGUUGAUUAUUUAUUUUUACAUGAAUCCUAUAUAGUUGUGUAGUCACAUUUGUGUGUGAGACAUUUACUUAUGAAUAUAAUUUCCAUUGGUAAUCAGAAAAUAUUGAUAUUUACUAAAGAUUAGAAACCCCUUAUAGACUUUUUACAUGAAAAAGAAAAUGAGCUUAUGAUAUCUGGGUUUGAGGAUUGAAGAAAAUAUUGGUUUAUAGAAAGUAGAAUUGUUAGGUGUUAUUUUGGAGUGGAUGUUUUGAAUAAUUUUCUAUAUAUAGCUGAAAGAUGAAGAAUUGGAAGUUUUCUUUCUUUUUUUCUCCUUUUGGUUUAUGUUUUUAUUUGGAUUAGUUUAUCUUUUACAAAAAGAUAUUUGGUAUUUAACUUUGUAUAUUUACUUUCAGACUUUAUAUUCUCUCCCUUCCUCUAUAAUUUUUAUUAAUUUCAAUUGGGAAUUUUGCUUCACAACCCCCAACCCAGCUCCUUCCCUUGAUCAAGAAACCACCGAAGGCACCAACCAGACAGAUGUAGAAAAAAGUAGAAUCUCUUAUUACUAAGUGGUUUUCCAUAGCUUUUUGCAACUCCAGUUCUGUAAUCUAUGUACCCAUUUCCAUUAUUAAUCAUUUUACUUUGUCAGUUCCAGUUGAAUGAAGAUAAAUAAUGUCAUUCUGAGUUUAAGAUCAUACUAGUAAUUUUUUCCACCAGAAUGUGGCCAAGUUAUAAAGAAGUGGGAUGCUGCUGAGCAUGAAAUGUUGAUGAUGUGCUGAAAAGCUGUAGUCAAUGAACACAAAACCAUGGCAAGGAUACAAGUACAGGGAUGGGAACAGGCACAAGACUCGUGCACAGGCAUGUUUGGAACAUCACGCUCAAACCAGAACACUUUACUGACAAAGGGGAAAUCUAGGUAGAAACCACUCCCUCCUGACUUGGUGAGUAGAUAACCACUUUUGGAAUCAGGCUUUAAUCAAGACCAAAUUAAUUGGCUAAAAAAUGACGUAGUCAUGCUGACUCCGGCCAAUCACAACAAGAGUUUUCCAAGAUUUCCCAUUGUCUAGACAGCUGCUUUUGUGGCUUGUUCAUUCUCGGCAGCACAAUCCUUUCAAAACUCAGCAAGAUGGAGAAGGCUUUCUCCUCUUGCAAUACUGAAUAAGAUGCGAACAAAUGUAAUUAGUCUCCCUCCUGCUGAAUUUUGUUCUCUAACUACAUGCUAGUGCAGUUAAAUGUGUUUGUCAUUAACGCUGACUGUCCCCAUUUCAAAAUGAAUUCUUUGCAUAGCUAUACCAGCCAUCCCUCAAGUACAAGGAUGUCAGCAAUCACAGAGGUGACAAAAGUUUUAUAGCUUAAGUGACACGUUUAAAAAUUAAAUAAGUUACCAGGUGAUGGUAGCAUACACUUAAUUAAAGUUCCCAAAUGUGGAAAUGCUU